Messenger RNA from Bradysia coprophila, 1935 nucleotides. Its product is annotated as sodium channel protein Nach-like. Gene Ontology annotation, cellular component: plasma membrane. Gene Ontology annotation, molecular function: ligand-gated sodium channel activity. The record is from RefSeq and is a predicted model, not a curated record. NCBI's taxonomy places the organism in Eukaryota, Metazoa, Arthropoda, Insecta, Diptera, Sciaridae. Gene Ontology annotation, biological process: sodium ion transmembrane transport.
UGAAAUAUUGCCCUACCUUUCAAACCGGAAAAAAAUGCACAAGCGAAUAAUAACAGUAUCGGAGAAAGUUCUCAAUGAGAAUCGAUUCAAUGAAGUGACGAAAAGGAAAGACACCGAAGAAAAAGAAAGCUGGUUCAGUCAGAGCUUUCGGGAAUUUUGUUCAGCUACAGCAUUGCAUGGGUAUAGUUAUAUAGUUCGAAAAGACAUUAGCAGAUGGGAAAGAAUUGGCUGGGCCGUGAUUGUUGUUGCAGCUCUAAUAACGUCAAUUAUUUUGUUGUGGGUUUCUUGGGAAUGGAAUGCUGAAACGAAAACAACUACGGUUAUUGAAAGUACCCAUUAUGCUGUCUCCAAUGUACCGUUUCCCGCCGUUUCAAUAUGCGGAAUGAACAGGAUCUCUCUGGAAGGGGCCAAUCGACUAGCUGAGAGAAUGAAAUUGCCAGAUAAUGUGACAGCGACUGAACUAUCCAAAAUGUUUCGUCUUUUACUUCAUUUUGAAGGCAUUUCAAAACCGGACCCCAAUGGCUAUGCACUGUUGAAUGAAAUUCUCAUCAGCAACAACAUGACGGUUGCGUCGGUUUUUAAGGAAAUUUCACCAAACUGUACGAAUAUGUUGGAACGAUGUAAAUGGAAAGGUACGCAAACAAGAUGUGACUCCUUAUUUCAAACAAUUUACACUUCAGAAGGAAUAUGUUGCUCGUUUAAUUAUCUCGGGUUGCCUAAGUCAAACUUUCCGUCGAAACUGGAGUCCAGUAAUCCAAAAUAUCCAAGACGUGUCACCGCUUGUGGGUACUUAACUGGUUUAACGUUUCUUGCAAAACCGUUUGUUCAAGAUUACCACAGCUCUUACUUAAGUAGUAUGGGCUUUCGGGUUUAUAUUCACAACUCGUACGAUUACCCGGAUGACAAUGCAGAGACGAAAACUGUUGGCGCAAAGCUGGAAGCGUUUAUAAGCCUGAGUCCAGAGUCAACUUAUAGUACCCCAUCAGUUUACAAUUUACCAUUGAAGGACCGAGAUUGCUAUUUUCCGAAAGAAGGGAAAAUGAAUACCAUGAGUCGUUACAGUUAUGUCAACUGCAUGGCUGAAUGUCGAAGUAAUCUAAUUUAUGAAUUAUGUGGAUGCGUUCCAUUCGAAUUUCCGAACAAUGGUACGCUUCCUACAUGUGCAAUGGAUAAAGUGGAGUGCGUCACAGAGCAUAAGCAAUUUUAUAGUGGUGCAUUACCUGGUGUGAAUUCGACUUCAGCGUCACGAGAGGAUUCGCCAUGCAAAUGUUUGCCAGAUUGUGAACUCUACCAAUAUCCGUCUGAAAUCAGUUCUGGCCGACUGAAUCGUACAUUUUCCUACAAUUCAAUGAAUUUUUUCAAAGAUAUUAAUUUGGAAGAUCAGAGUUUGAUUCAUGUUUAUUUCAUUGAUCUGGUGUCCACUCGGUAUCGAAAAGAUGUUUACCAGAAUUGGUUAGGUGUUUUAGCUUCCUUCGGCGGUUUGCUGGGAUUACUGUUGGGCUUUAGUUUCGUCACAGGAUUCGAAUUGAUUUAUUUCUUUACGAUACGUCCACUGUUUGAUCGGUUCGGUAAACGAAAACAAUAAAAAAUUAAUAUUUUUAAUUAAAUAUUUGUAUUUAAUUUUUGUUUGUUUGUUUUAAUCGUUAAGGCAAUUUAAUUAUACAAAUAACGUUUAUGUGCUUUUUUAUAGUUUUUUUUCCUUCAUUUUUGUUUUCUUAUUUCACUUAUAAAAUAAAAAUUUAAUUUAUAAAUUAGACUAAUUUUUAAGAUAUUUUUUUGUUCUAUAUGAUAAUAUGAUAAGUUUUGCAUAAAUAAAUUCAAAUAUUUUGUUUUUCUCUCUAGAUUUCCUUUUGAUUUAUUGAUAUUUAUAAUUUAAAAUAAUGUAUGUCUAUUCAUAUCUCAGUUGCUUGAAGUUUUCUUUUCUUCUUCAUAUUU